AAAACGUCAAAAUAAUCUAACCUUACUUUGGCAUUAUAACCUAACAUUUAUUAUUUACGAAAAAUCGUGAUUUUUGUAAAAAUGAGUGGAUCGGAGAGAAAACGGUUGGAUUACGAGAACAAGGUUAUUUUGGCGCCCAUGGUAAAGGUUGGCACCCUUCCAAUGCGAUUAUUAGCCCUCGAGUAUGGAGCUGAUAUUGUUUACUCAGAAGAGUUAAUUGAUUGGAAGCUUAUUAAGUCCAUUAGAAGAGUUAAUGAUGUGUUGGGUACAGUUGAUUUCAUUGAUAAAUCUGAUGGGACGGUUAUUUUUCGAACAUGUGAUAAGGAGAAAGAUAGGGUUGUCUUACAAAUAGGCACCUGCGAUUCCACUAGAGCCCUCAAAGUGGCCAAAAUGGUUGAAAAUGAUGUAGCUGGUAUAGAUAUAAAUAUGGGUUGUCCGAAAGAAUUUUCUCUUAAAGGAGGCAUGGGUGCGGCCCUUUUGACAAACCCAGCACAAGCUAAGAACAUUUUAACGACUCUGGUAAAUAAUAUAAGCAUUCCUGUAACAUGUAAAAUAAGGGUUUUCAAUAAUGUGGACGAUACACUUCAUUUAGUUAAAAAUUUGGCUAAUACUGGUAUAUCAGCCAUUGGUGUUCAUGGUAGGACCAAAGUAGAAAGACCUCAGCACCCUAACAGAUGCGAAACUAUUAAAGUUAUUGCAAAUGCUUUAAGUAUACCUGUUAUUGCCAAUGGGGGUUCAAGGGAAAUAGACAAUUACCGAGACAUAAAAAAAUUUAAAGAUCAAUGUGGAGCUAGUAGUGUAAUGAUAGCCCGGGCUGCCGAAAGUAAUUGUUCAAUAUUCAGAAAAGAAGGCCUUAAAAAAUUGGAUGAUGUGAUAUGUGACUAUUUAAAAAUAUGUGUGGAUUAUGAUAACUCUCCUAAUAGUACGAAAUAUUGUGUACAAAACAUGCUAAAGGAACUACAGGAGACACCCAGAGGCAAGAAGUUUUUAGAAUGUCAGACUUUGGAACAAAUAUGCUCAAUUUGGCACCUAGGUGAUUACUGUCGUCAAAAACAACUAGAAUAUCAAUCAAAAGGCCUUUUAAGCCGCAGAGAAGUGACCCCCGACAUGUUUGACCCCCACCCAAAACGUCAAAAAGUCGAAAACGAUGACGUCAUCAAAAUAAAAUGCGCCUUCAUAAGAGUCAACUAUUCUUCCGAUCCCGAGUUGCCAAAAUCAAAAAUAAUCGGGCAUUGCCAAAAAAAUAGGCUUAAAAACCCCACAUACGAAACUAUUAAUAAGGAUAAAUUGUUUAGGGCAGUUUGUCAUUAUCAGGGCAAAAAAUACAGCUCAAGUUAUUGGGAAAAAAAUAAAAGGUUUGCUGAGCAAGGGGCUGCCUUAGUUUGUGCUGUAAGCCUUGGUUUAAUUGAAAAAGAACAGCUGGUAAAAGAUGGAAGCAUUUUAGAAUAAUAAAAUCAGUUUUAUUUA
Molecule: messenger RNA, 1467 nt
Organism: Brassicogethes aeneus
Lineage: Eukaryota; Metazoa; Arthropoda; Insecta; Coleoptera; Nitidulidae
Source: the annotation of a GenBank genome assembly